CAAGUGUUGUGCCGGUGCAUCGGCCAUGGUGCUGUCAGCGCACAACUUGUUGCUGUUCGCCUACACGUGCAUGACAGUGUGGGCAGUGGGAGUCGUCGUGUGUGCCGUGUUCUCACGGCUGUGCAGGUCUGUGUUCCGGGCGUGCAUGACAGUGUGGGUGGUGGGAGCCGUCGUGUGCGCCGUGUUCUCACGGCUGUGCAGGUCUGUGUUCCGGGCCCGGAGCCUUCGUCGGCGUCGCUCUUCAUCGUCCACAGAGAUGGAUGUGCGAAUGGGCAAUGGCGGUCGUCAUUCUGACCUGCCUAUCCAGCAGGGCAUGCCGUGCGUCCAGGACCUCAACGCUUGUCCCGUCGCCGGCAUGCCACAGGGGUUGUGCUUCGAUGGCUCGCCAUCAUCGGAGGUUCAUUCGCAUCUCCGACAGCUGCCGGACCUUCAUGUGGGGUUUCGUGGUGGACGCGCUGCCCGUGUGGACGGCGGUGCGCGUCUCCCUCCUCAUAUGCUGCCUCUUCCGGAUAACAUCCAUGUGUUCAUCAGGGAAGAGGUCUACAAGGUGAUGGAUCAGUACUAUCACGAUGAUCCUUCAGCUGUGUCGAAGCACAUUCUUGAUUCGGGGAACCCGAUCGAGGAGGACUUCGGCGCUGCACCAUCAAGAAGCCCUGCCGACACCAGUGCUGGCAGCGAAUCCAUUGCCGCAGCUGCACGAGCUGGUGCAGCUAGGAGAAGAACCAAUGCACGUGCCGGUGCCAUGACGGAGUUGAAAAGCAUGCUUGUGGAUUACGGUAACCUGACGGGAGAAGCGGCGCGUGAUGCAGCGAAGGAGGCGGCGAGAAUGCAGUCUGACGAUCGCGCGAGAUCGGACAGCGACUUUCGUGAGGUGAUGACGUCUGUGGCAGACGAGCUGAGGACAAACAACAACAACCUUUGCAGCACCAUAGCCACGCUCACCGCCACUCUCCAGCAAGGCCCGCAGCCGUCCACCCAGUGACGACGACAUUGGGAGGUCUCGCUAUCUAUGCUGAGGAUGAAGUCGUGUUCGCCAUUUGUGCACGUUCAUGUGCGUGCAUUGUGAUCUGUGGCUGAGUAGCUAUUUUAUUUUAGUUGGCAACGUGGUGAUCUAAUGAGUGCGGAACUGCACAUGACACGGGCUCACAAGUGAGCUUCGACCAACCACAGACAGUGCGUAGUUGGCAUUAACGGG
Messenger RNA from Chara braunii, 1195 nucleotides. NCBI's taxonomy places the organism in Eukaryota, Viridiplantae, Streptophyta, Charophyceae, Charales, Characeae. The record is from the annotation of a GenBank genome assembly.